CUUUUUCGCCCUGUGAGAUGCAGGUCCAGGGUGUCGGUAAGGAAGACGCUGGGACACCCAGAAGCCGGGAGAUGGGGUUGUUGUCAUUCAAGGAUGUGGCCAUCGAAUUCUCUCCAGAGGAGUGGGAAUGCCUAGACUCCCCUCAGCGAAUAUUGUAUAGGACUGUGAUGUUAGAGAUCCAUAGAAACCUGGUUUUUCUAGGAAUUGCUGUCUCUAAGCCAGAUCUUAUUACAUGUCUGGAGCAAAGGAAAGAGCCCUGGGAUGUGAAGAGACGUGGCACAUUAGCCAAACUUCCAGCUGUGACUUCUCAUUACACUGAAGGCCUUUUGCCAGAGAAGAGCAUAGAAGGCUCCCUUGCAAAGGUGCCAAUGGGAAAAUAUGUGAUCCAUACUGGAGAGAAACCCUACAAAUGUGAAGAAUGUGGCAAAGCCUUUCUCAUUCAUACACUCCUUACUCGACAUGCAAUGAGCCAUACUGGACAGAAACCCUACAAAUGUAAAGAAUGUGGCAAAGCCUUUAAGUUUCGUUCACACUUUACUCAACAUAUUGUGAUCCAUACUAGCGAAAAACCCUACAAAUGUGAAGAAUGUGGCAAAACCUUUCCAAUUCUUUCACACCUUACUCAACAUAUGGUGAUGCAUACUGGAGAGAAACCCUAUAAAUGUAAAGAAUGUGGCAAAGCCUUUCAACAUCAUUCAAACCUUUCUCGACAUACACUGAGCCAUAAUAGACAGAAAUCCUACAAAUGUGAAGAAUGUGGCAAAGCCUUUAACUUUCUUUCACUCCUUACACAACAUACGAUGAUCCAUACUGGAGAGAAACCCUACAAAUGUGGAGAAUGUGGCAAAGGCUUUCGCUCUCGUGGAGAAUUUGCUGGACAUAAGAACAUUCAUACUGGAGAGAAACCCUAUAAAUGUGCAGAAUGUGGAAAAGCCUUUUACUAUCGUUCACAUCUUACUGAACAUACAGUGAUCCAUACUGGAGAGACACCCUACAAAUGUGAAGAAUGUGGCAAAGCCUUUAUGUUUCAUUCACGCCUUACUCGACAUAUGGUGAUCCAUACUGGAGAGAAACCCUACAAAUGUGAAGAAUGUGGCAAAGCCUUUCAAACUCUUUCAUAUCUUACUGUACAUAGAGUGAUCCAUACUGGAAUGAAACCCUACAAAUGUAAAGAAUGUGGCAAAGCCUUUCUGUUUCAUUCACGCCUUACUCUACAUAUGGUGAUCCAUACUGGAGAGAAACCCUACAGAUGUGAAGAAUGUGGCAAAGCCUUUCAAAUUCUUUCACGCCUUACUCAACAUAUGGCGAUCCAUACUGGAGAGAAACCCUAUAAAUGUGAAGAAUGUGGCAAAGCCUAUCAAACUCAUUCACAUCUUACUCGACAUAUGGAGAUCCAUACUGGAGAGAAACCCUAUAAAUGUGAACAAUGUGGCAAAGCCUUUACAUCUCGUUCAGAUCUUACUCGACAUACAAUGAUCCAUACUGGAGAGAAACCCUACAAAUGUGCAGAAUGUGGCAAAGUCUUUACAUCUCGUUCAGUUCUUACUCGACAUAGAGUGAUCCAUACUGGAGAGAAACCCUACAAAUGUGCAGAAUGUGGCAAAGCCUUUAGGUAUCGUUCAGAUCUUACUCAACAUACAGUGAUCCAUACUGGAGAGAAACCCUACAAAUGUGCAGAAUGUGGCAAGGCCUAUCAAUCUCACUCUGGAUUUUAUCGACAUAAGGCCAUGCAUACUGGGGAGAAAUCUUAA
This is a messenger RNA of Carlito syrichta (Philippine tarsier), 1751 nucleotides long. RefSeq names its product zinc finger protein 724-like. The record is from RefSeq and is a predicted model, not a curated record. Lineage: Eukaryota; Metazoa; Chordata; Mammalia; Primates; Tarsiidae. Gene Ontology annotation, biological process: regulation of transcription by RNA polymerase II. The transcript has 6 exons. Gene Ontology annotation, molecular function: RNA polymerase II cis-regulatory region sequence-specific DNA binding; DNA-binding transcription activator activity, RNA polymerase II-specific. Gene Ontology annotation, cellular component: nucleus. The coding region runs from base 18 to 1751 and encodes 577 amino acids.